GCGCACAUCUGCACUUCAGAGCGAGGCGUGGUCAGUCAGCUAACAGGUGGUUCAGUCGGUACAGCUGCAGUCACACUUCAUCCACAGGAUACCUACCUACUCACCUUUAUCUCCUCUAAACCAACACACAGCUGCAGCAAAAUGCCAAAGUGUCCAAAGUGUGACAAGGAAGUUUACUUUGCCGAGAAGGUGACAUCACUGGGCAAGGACUGGCACAGGCCCUGUCUGAAGUGUGAGAAGUGCGCCAAGACGCUGUCGCCGGGCUCACAUGCAGAGCAUGAGGGCAAGCCAUACUGUCACAAACCCUGCUACAGUGCGAUGUUUGGACCUGGAGGAUUUGGACGUGGUGGAGCCGAGAGCCACAAAUAUUAACUGACAGGUUCAAUGACCCCUGGAAACUAGAUUGACGAAGCCAGCGUUUCUGACAAGUCCCAAUAAAAACCAGCAAACAAACUGUGUUCUCAUUCAGAAGAAACAUUUUGUGUGCAUGUGUUUUUAUUUUAUUGUUGUUUUUAUCUGCAGUUUCUGAAGAUGAUUGUGUAUUCCCAUGAUACAGGAAUGAAGUGGUUGUCCUCUAGUCUCUUCCCGUUCUUAAUGUGGACAUUCUGAUUAAACUUUUUAAAUUUG
Molecule: messenger RNA, 627 nt
Organism: Sebastes umbrosus (honeycomb rockfish)
Lineage: Eukaryota; Metazoa; Chordata; Actinopteri; Perciformes; Sebastidae
Gene: crip1
Product: cysteine-rich protein 1
Exons: 5
Coding region: 142-372 (76 amino acids)
Source: RefSeq, a predicted model, not a curated record